AUGGAAAAUCUAGGUAUAGGAAAUCCUGUGGAGAUAAUGAAGGAAUACACUAAGAUGAUGAUGGAAAUGAAAGCUAGGAUGGAUGCUAUGGAGGUGAAAACAGGUGCUCUUGAGAAGGCUAAUGAGGAAUUGAAAUUAAAUUAAGGAUGCUGAUAACGAGAAAAAGCUAAAGACCCUUGAGAAGGACAAUAGGAAGCUGAAGAAGGAGAGUGCUGCUAAUAAAGGUGCUUUGGGUAAACUCAGGAAUGAUAACAGGAAGUUGAAAAGGAAUAUUGCAUCGAUGAAGGUUGGCGAAGAGGGGAUUGAAGUUAUAGGUGGAUCAACUACUCCAACAUUGCAUACAAUAAAUUAUACGAAGACUGGUGAAAGUGAUGAGGGAACAGUUGAGAAGUUCUCUUUAGGUAUAAGUCGACCUGACUUUGGUGGGCAACUUGAUGUGAGUCGUGAGAUUGUAAGUAAUUUGCUCAAAUCUGUUCUUGACCAACCAAUUAAGUUCACUGAGACUCUUGUGUUGAAAAUGGUGAAGGGUCUUCUCAGUAAGAAUGCUGCUGUUGAUCUUCCAAUGGAAAGUGAAACGAUUACCGUUAUGAGCGCCAUUGAAGUUGAAGAUCGUGGUAGUAAUUGGAGGGUGAUUAUGGUUGAGUCACAUGAAGUUGACGUUGUUCAUUUCAAUCCAUUGGUUGGCAGUUCAUUUAUCGAGUUACCUGCUCCUUUGAAGUCAAAGAUUAAUGGGUUAAUUAACAUUGAGAAUAUGGAUGACAACGACUGCUUUAGGUGGUGUCAUGUGAGACAUUUGAAGCUGAAGGAGCAGAAGGCAAAUAAGAUUACCAAGCCUGAUAGAGAGUUUGCUAAGGUACUUAAUUAUGAUGGUAUUGAGUUCCCUGUGAGGAUCGAUGAUAUACCUAAGAUUGAGGUGGCAAAUGAGAUUAGAAUUACAGUGAUCAUGUUGAAGGGAGAAAAGAUGUUCUUCCCUAGGUAUACAUCGAAGUUUGACUAUAAGGAUCACAUGGAGUUGUUGUUAAUGGAGGACGGUGAGGGAAAUACCCACUAUGUCCUUGUGAGGGAUAUUAGCAUGUCACUCAGUAGUUUACAUAAGACGCAGCAUAAAAGAUAUUACUGUCUUAGUUGCCUUAAUGGGUUUAACUCACAGAAACGAUUAGAUGAGCAUGUGGAGACAUGUAGAGAGGUAAAUGGGACGCAGAAAACUAUGAUGCCAAAGAGAGGCAGUAAAGCAACCUCGUUCCCAGGCUCUUUGCUCUUGUGAAGCAAAGACCCUGGUCGGGGCUGGUCACGUGACCCAUAGAAAAUUGAUAACCUAAGAGGGGGAUGGAAAAGUAUCAAAUUACAUGUUUCCACUUCCGCACCUCACACUUCGAUUGCAAGGAGUGACCGUUCUAUACAAUCAUCUUUGAGAAUCAUAUAUACUUCAAAAUACUUGCUAAAUUGGUUUCUGUUUGCUUUUAAAUUAUACAAACAUGCUAAACUGUAGAUUCUUAUAGCAACAAACAAGUCAGAAAAUCAAGCAACGAAAACGUAUGAUCGUAUAUGCUUGGAAAUAUUUGCCCUUUUAUUGUCUCGCGGGGUUAGGGCGCAGUUUCAUUUCACGCGUACGUUUCUGUAUCUGGCUCUGGUUCAGAUACGUAUAAUAUUCUUAUAAUGUGCCAUUGAAUUGUUGUCAUAUGGAAACGGUAUAAAUUUUGUUAAAUAGAGGUCUCAAAAGCGACUGUGUAGGUCGUAGGCGUAGCGCCUUGCUGGUCCUACAGCAAACGUUACAUAUUUGGACACUAGCCAAAUAGACAUUGAUUGUCCAUUCUAUUGAUUCUAAAACGGUUUAUAGACAUAGUGCUCUAGAUUUUUUUAAAAAGGUUAUCAUCGUUUAUAUUCAACACAAGGUAGGAAGGAGUGUUAACGUACAUGUACAAAAUUGUUUGGGAUCAACAGUAAAGAAUUAUACGACAAUUCACAACUGUAUGCAUUUCCUUUUUUGUCUGCACGAGUACCUGUUUGUUGAAGCCAAAAUCACUAAAUCAGAUUGCACAGAAUCUCCGAUAUGAAUUAUAUAGCCAUUCACCCUCGCCCCUUGAAUGCAAAGGAAUGAUAGCCGAAAAGGUUUAGCAAAGUAUUUUUUAUUAUAUCUGGUAUAAAGUGUCCCUACGUUUUAUCAGGGAUAUAUAUAUACAUAAUUCAUAAACUGUAUAUAUGCGCACGAAGUCCAGCUCAUAGAAUUACUUAAUUAAUGAGUUUUAAUAAGCCUUUUAAAGUUUCCAUUGAUAGAUAGGUUGUUUGCCUCUAGUAUGGUUUGGUGAAACUGCUAAAAUGUCAUUUAUACAGUAUACGAUAAAGAUUAUUUAAAGUUGAUUUAAAUAUUGAUGACGCACAGCAGCAUUAUACAAGUCGAAAGAAGCUGUCGGGUUAUUCUUCAAAUAUAAAGCACUGAAUGGGCAAUGGGAAUGAAAGGUCUUUAUAAGGUUUAUAAAUUAAUGUACCUGCUGUAAAUUACUGUAACACACAAAAUAUGAAAUAAUUUACUAUGAAGUACAAUACCAGUGUCUGGUGCAAUCUGGUGCAUAUAUCGUCCUAAAUAUUCAAGUUAUAUGUACCGCACGCACGGAAACGCACAGUGGUCUUGGUGUUCGUCUGAUGACAGAUAGCUAUACUUCGAGUCUUCGACAUAAUCAUUCUUGAUCGUCGAGUUUCAGCAAUGUAAAUGAAAGGAAUUUUACAGUCCAUAACGGUUUUAAUCCUGUGCUUUCACAGUCAAGAUAGCACUAUUGUUUACACACAGUUAGCGAUGUUUGGGAAAUCUUCCAUUAUAAAAUAAAUCCUUUGGCUUUGUUGAAUAUCGGACAGGAUACACUUCAACAAUAAACAACCAUAUCGUUCAUUUAGUAUCGUUUGAUCGUCAGUCGGUAUAGAAUUGGGAAGACUUAUAUGUUUCUACGGCGAUGCGUGCUCAACUUCGCAAGCCAGGCGCGUGUGGAGUCCUUGGAAGUGAAAUAUGAUCCAGCUUGUCGCUUGAAAUGUACCGCAACACUUAUUAUUGAUGACAUUCAGUAUAGCAGGAAGUUGUGUCAUGAUGAAUACGAAUUUAAAACUGUUCCUUUCACGAUUUCUUGUUGCAAAUUACAUUUUUAUCACCCGAAACUAUAACACAUAAAAUUGCAAUUUUCCAAACGUAACAAACAGACUCCUCUACCACCCCUCCCUGAGAUCAAUUCAAUUUACCACGCAGAAUCUGCGGGGUCACGUGACCAGCCCCGACCAGGGUCUUUGCUUCACAAGAGCAAAGAGCCUGGGAACGAGGUUGGCAGUAAAGUGGUGUUCAAGAAUCAUAGGAGACAAUUACCAGUUCAGUUUGUGAUAUAUGCUGACUUUGAAUCAUUGUUGAUACCCGUUGAUGGAAAAGGAGAAUGUUUACGUAAGACGCAUAGUCAUGAGAUGUGUAGCUAUGGGUUUAAGAGAGUGUGUUACUAUGAUGGUAAGUAUGAUGGUGAAUACAAGAGUUACAGGGGAGCCGGUGCAAUUGGAAGAUUCUUAAGUGAUGUUGUAGCUGAAGCCGAGGAAUGUAAUAGGAUUAUUCAAAAUGAGUUCAACAAGGUGGCAAUUAUGAGUGUUGGAGACUAUAAGGAGCUUGAGAAGGCAACUGAGUGUCACAUCUGUAAUGGAAAGUUCACCAAGGCUGAUGGGAAGGUGUUAGAUCACUGUCAUGUCACCGGCAAGUUCAGAGGUGCGGCCCAUAACUCGUGUAACUUGAAUUUUAAGUUGACUGGUAAGAUUCCUGGUAAGAUUCCAUAA
Molecule: messenger RNA, 3795 nt
Organism: Paramuricea clavata
Lineage: Eukaryota; Metazoa; Cnidaria; Anthozoa; Malacalcyonacea; Plexauridae
Source: the annotation of a GenBank genome assembly